UCGAAGCCCCAGUGGCCUAAUGGAUAAGGCACUGGCCUCCUAAGCCAGGGAUUGUGGGUUCGAGUCCCAUCUGGGGUGGUUGUACAUUUUUCUUUUUUCUUCGCUGUUAAUCUAAUAGUAGUACACUUUAUCAAUUUAAAUACAAAUACUAGAAACAAUAUCUUAGCUAUCAUGGAGAAACGGAUCAAAAGUGCAUGCCUAAUAUUAUGCUUACUGGCUACAUCGGUGCAGCCCUUGGAUGUGCUGACGAGACCCAGCGAUAAGGUGCAAACUUCCCAUCUCCAAGAGGCCACUGUGUACUGGGAUACUGCCCAGAAAAGUGCAAUCCUGAAGGAUGGGGUGAUUGAGACAGAGGGGGCAGCGUAUGGUUACUUCAAUGACACUCUGCUCCUCUCCGGAUGGGGCAUCUUGGAGAUCAGUGCAGGUUAUGGAAGAAUUGCACUGGAAGAUGAGACCAUGUUCUUCCUGGCUGGCUAUCUGGAGGGUUACCUUACUGCUGGACAGAUGUCAAGUCAUUAUUCCAACAUGUACCCACAGCUGAUAAAGGAUGAGAAGGUUUUAAUUCCCUUGAAAACCUUUUUGAGGAAACAGGAUCAGUGGGCCAGAGAGCAAGUGAAACUGAGGAGAAACAGCGACCCCUUGUGGAGACACCUGGGGCUGAUCUUGGCCCAGCUAGAUGGUCUCCAUGCUGGAGCUGCGCAGUGGGCCAAGAGCAGACAUAGGGAGCCUCUAUCAGCAUUUGCAGUCCAGUUCUUGAAUGGUGUUGGUGACCUCCUGGACCUUGUCCCAGUCCUGACCCCUCGCUCCAACUCCUCCAGAGGGGCCGGUUCUUUCAGGAUGCCGGGAAUGGGCCACUGCACUGCUCUCAUAAAGGUGCUGCCAGGCUUUGAGAACCUGCUGUUUGGCCACUCUAGCUGGUACACUUAUGCAGCCACUAUGCGAAUCUACAAACACUGGGACUUCAGGAUGACUGACGCCACUGGAAAGAUGUCAUUCAGCAGCUACCCUGGCUUUCUCAUGUCUCUGGAUGACUUCUACCUGCUUGGGAGCGGGCUGCUGAUGACUCAGACCUCCAUUAGUGUCUUCAAUGCCUCCCUGUUUUCCCCGCUCAGCCCUCACCGCUUGCUGGCCUGGCAACGGGUUCGCCUUGCCAAUGGUUUGGCUCUCACUGGGAAGGAGUGGGCACAAAUUUUCUCCAAAUACAACUCAGGUACAUAUAACAGCCAGUACAUGGUGGUGGACCUCAACAAGGUUUCUCUGCGUCACAGCAUCAGGAACGGAGCUCUGACGGUUGUGGAGCAGAUCCCAGGGAGGGUGGUGCAUUCAGAUCAGACCCAAGCUUUACGUAGGGGUUAUUGGCCAUCCUACAAUAUUCCAUUUCAUGUUGAGAUCUACAACCUCAGCGGGUACGGCGUGAUGUGGAAGAGAUAUGGGGAAGACUUCUCCUACGAUCUCUGUCCUCGAGCUAAAAUCCUCCGCAGGGACCACGGCAAGGUGUCUGACCUCAGCUCUCUCAAACACAUGAUGAGAUAUAACAAUUACAAAAGAGAUCCCUAUUCUAAGGGCCAUCCAUGUAAAACCAUCUGUUGCCGUAACGACCUGAGACAAAGGGGGCCACGGCCAGGGGGUUGCUAUGACACAAAGGUGACGGAGUACCAGAUGGCUCUCCAACUGGUUUCUGAGGCAAUUAAUGGGCCAACGACUCAGGGGGGUCUGCGACCAUUCUCGUGGCAGGCCUUCAACCUCACAGCUCAUCAGGGACUCCCACAGACCUACAGAUUUGACUUUGUCACCAUGAAGCCCACGCUGUGUCGGCCCUGAGAGUCUAGAGACAUGACAUCCACCCAAGUGGCUCUUCCAUGCGUUCCUGUUUGUCAUGGAUUAUAAUGCGCGUUUCAAUUACCCCUUAAUUUGCGCAAAACCAAAUAUAAAAAAGAAACCCUGUAAUUCAAAGGUCACCAAUUUAAAAAAACAAAGUCGCAAAUAUCGAAUAAACCCUUUUUUGCUUCCAGGAGGUGGUUUUUGGGGUGAUUUAAUAAUACACUUAUUCGCAAAAAUGUAAUGGAAACCCUUUUUAAAUUUCCACCUCUAUGCCACCGCUGGAUGUGAUGUUGUCAGUCAGUUUUUCCAGCUGUUUUUGGCUCCAUUACUACAGUGUAUUUGUGCUAUUGCACUACUUCAUCAUUAUGCAUUACUGCAUUACAUAAGGGCUUUUCCACUGAAUAAUCAUUUGAAUGAUCAUCCACUGCAUUCAUCAUCUGGUGGCAAUUGAUUGGUCAAAGACUUUCCCGUCUUCUUCAGCAUUGAGAUUUUCAUUUUUAUUGUUUUGAGGAGAAGAUACGGAGGGAUACUACAGUUACGCUUAUUCGAAAAACACUGUUCAACGGAAAUACCGAUCCCCUGAGGCAUUACCUUUAUCGCAAAUUCACAGAUUUGAUUUUCUUUUGCGCACAAGUGUAAAGGAAACGCGACUUAGCAGCAUUGUUUUCACAAAUGGAGUCACACUUUCCUACAAUUUCAAAUGAUGUCUUCAUGCUGAUGAUUGUGUAACAAUUACUUGUUUUGUUGUAAGGUAUAUGCACGUCUACUCAGGUUACUCACUAGGAAAUACUGGAUAGUUACAAAGCUGUCCAGAUUACUUUGUGAAAAAAAUGUACUUUAAACUGUAGUUUAUUUUUUUCACAAAGACUGAGGUUCCUGGGGUCUGUUUAGCAGUGUGAUUGUAAUGAAAACCAGAAACUGACCUAAUUUAGCUUGAAACAACAGGCUUAGACAUUUUAUUAAAUGAAAUUGAAUAUUUUCCAUUUAUAUCUGAUGAUGUUAGUUGAACUUCACAGGUGUUGUUUUUCUGAUCUGUAUCUAACAGCUGGAUGUACACAUGGUCACAACAGAAUGGAAAAUGUAUAUGGGAUAACUUUUCACUGCUUCACUGGCUGGACCAUGCAAACAUAAACACCUAAAGCAAUGCACUGUACUUCCUGUUUACCUGGUUUACUUGAAGCCUUCGAACAUGAUGACGUGAUUUGUAGGUUGGCACUCUAUUUUACUGCACCAGUGUUCAGUUUUGCUUUUUACAGUUUAAUUUAGCUUACUUGCAAUGAUUAAAAUAACUGAUAUACAGCUGU
Cololabis saira (Pacific saury) is the source of this 3125-nucleotide messenger RNA. It is a transcript of the gene plbd1b, whose product is annotated as phospholipase B domain containing 1b. The transcript has 11 exons. Lineage: Eukaryota; Metazoa; Chordata; Actinopteri; Beloniformes; Belonidae. Gene Ontology annotation, molecular function: glycerophospholipase activity. The record is from RefSeq and is a predicted model, not a curated record. Gene Ontology annotation, biological process: phospholipid catabolic process. Bases 172 to 1821 code for a protein of 549 amino acids. Gene Ontology annotation, cellular component: extracellular region.